Messenger RNA from Mastomys coucha (southern multimammate mouse), 4513 nucleotides. RefSeq names its product synaptonemal complex protein 2 (gene Sycp2). The annotation marks the transcript as partial. The transcript is spliced from 44 exons. The record is from RefSeq and is a predicted model, not a curated record. NCBI's taxonomy places the organism in Eukaryota, Metazoa, Chordata, Mammalia, Rodentia, Muridae.
UGGAAGAGCGCUUCCCACUUUCCGUUGGCGCCGCGCCUGGGAGGUGAGGAGGCGCCAUAACUCCAAGGCCCUUGCCCGCGGAGGCGGCUGCCAGGCUGGGGUGUGCCGCGCAGCAGGUGUCUGUCUUCUCCUAUUCUUAAAUGAAGUCAAAAUGCCAGUGAGACCAGACCUCCAACAGUUAGAAAAGUGUAUUGAUGAUGCUUUGAGAAAAAAUGACUUCAAACCUUUGAUGACACUUUUACAAAUUGAUAUUUGUGAAGAUGUGAAGAUUAAAUGCAGCAAACAAUUCCUCCGCAAGUUGGAUGACUUAAUAUGCAGGGAACUUAAUAAAAAGGAUAUCCAAACUGUUUCAAACAUCUUGAUAUCUAUUGGAAGAUGUAGCAAGAAUAUCUUUAUAUUGGGACAAGCUGGACUUCAAACCAUGAUAAAACAAGGAUUAGUUCAAAAGAUGGCUUCCUGGUUUGAAAAUUCCAAGGAGAUUAUUUUAAGUCAACAACAAUCAAAAGAUGAAGCUGUUAUGAAUAUGAUAGAAGACUUAUUUGAUCUUUUGAUGGUUGUAUAUGACGUCAAUGAUGAAGGUAAAAAACAAGUAUUGGAACAUUUCAUACCUCACAUCUGUGCCCUGGUUAUUGAUUCAAGAGUGAAUUUUUGCAUUCAGCAGGAGGCUUUAAAAAAAAUGAAUUUGAUGCUUGACAGAAUACCUCAAGAUGCCAACAAAAUACUUUCUAAUCAAGAAAUAUUAACUCUCAUGAGUAAUAUGGGAGAAAGGAUUUUAGAUGUAGGAGAUUAUGAAUUACAGGUAGGAAUUGUGGAAGCUUUGUGUAGAAUGACUACAGAAAAACGAAGACAAGAACUAGCAUAUGAAUGGUUUUCAAUGGAAUUUGUUGCUAAUGCAUUUAAGGAAAUUAAAGACUGUGAAUUUGAAACAGAUUGCAGAAUAUUUCUCAACUUGGUAAAUGGCAUGCUUGGUGAUAAAAGAAGGGUCUUUACAUUUCCUUGCUUGUCAGCAUUUCUUGGUAAAUAUGAGCUGCAGAUACCAUCAGAUGAAAAACUUGAGGAAUUCUGGAUCGAUUUUAAUCUUGGGAGUCAUACUCUGUCAUUCUACAUUGCUGGAGACGAUGAAGAUCACCAAUGGGAAGCUGUCACUGUACCUGAAGAAAAAGUUCAGAUGUACAACAUUGAAGUGAGAGAAUCAAAGAAGCUACUGACUCUAACUUUGAAAAAUAUAGUAAAAAUUAGUAAAAAAGAAGGAAAAGAGUUACUUUUGUAUUUUGAUGCAUCACUAGAAAUCACCAGUGUGACUAAAAAACUUUUUGGUGGAAAUAAGUAUAAGGAAUUUACCAGAAAACAAGGUAUUUCAGUUGCCAAAACAUCUAUUCAUAUACUUUUUGAUGCAAGUGGAUCACAGAUUCUAGUACCAGAAAGUCAACCAUCUCCAGUCAAAGAAAACCUCAUUCAUCUAAAAGAGAAAUCUAACCUCCAAAAGAAACUUGUAAACCCUCUAGAACUAGAUGAUGGCAGCAGCCAGGAUGGCAGGAAACCCAGCCAGGAUGAGAUCACUACACCUAGCAAAAAGAAAAUGUCUGAAGCAUCAAUGAUUGUUCCUGAUACAGACAGAUACACUGUGCGAAGCCCAAUACUCUUAAUCAACACAUCAACACCCCGAAGACGUAGGGAACCACUGCAAACAAUAAAUUCUACCGAGAAAGCUGUUUCUAAAACAUCAGAAAGUGGAAUGGAUUAUACCGUGUCACUCAAAUCUAGACUAUCUGAUGGAAGAAAUGGAUGGAAUAAUAGAGCCAACCAUAGCAAAACUACUGCAGUAAUGCAAAACAAAGACUACGAGGACAAUGAAUCCCCAGACCAAAAUUUCAGUGAAAUUGAGGACAUUUUCUCUGAUGCACAUGCAGUGGAAAAAGUAGACAAGCCUGUAUUACCUGGUGUUUUAGACAUCUCAAAAAAUAAAGCACAUUCCAGAUGGGCAUGUUGGACACCUGUGACAACUAUCAAACUCUGCAGUAACCCAGGAACCCACGCUUUCCCAGGAGACGCUGUUAUCCAAGAUACUGGUGUCAACAAAAAAUGCACUAAACAAAAAUCAGUAUCAGAUGAUGAUUCUGAAGAAACACAAAGGGUAAAAAAUAGUAAAGAUGUAAUCAAGUGUAACAAGUCAGAUGAAGCAGAAUUUCAUGAAAGAAACAGUCAAGAACAAAAUCAUCCUAAAUAUUCACAAAAGAAAAAUACUGCAGAUGCAGAGAAUGAUUGGCAUAUUGAAUCUGAAACUACUUAUAAAUCAGUACUCCUAAAUAAGACAACUGAAGAAUCACUCAUCUAUAAGAAGACAUGUGUAUUGUCAAAAGAUGUGAAUACCACUAUCUGUGAUAAAAGCAUGACGAGUCAUACAAAAUCAAGAAAAGAGCUGACUUCACGUGAGCUAGAAGAAAUACCAGUGAGAGAAAAUUCAAAAGGGAAAAGAUUUACCAGUACAUCAGAAUCUUUGAUCAACCAAAUUAAUAGGAGGUAUAACCCAAGUGAUAGCAUGAUAUCAACAAGAAAACAGAAGAAGCCUCAGGAUGGCAGUGGGUUUUCAAAGAAACCUGACCUGCAGUUAAAUAAGGUUCAGAGAAAGAGUUACAGAAAACUGAAGACAACUGUUGUUAAUGUUACUUCUGAAUGUCCACUGAAUGAUGUGUAUAAUUUCAGCUUGAAUGGUGCUGUUGAGCCUGUUAUAAAACUUGGAAUCCAAGAAUUUCAAGCUUCGACUAGAGAAGCCAGUAUAGAUAAUUCAUUAAAAUUGGUAGAUGUAAGUAAUCAUGAUGAACUUGACCCUUCUCUCAAAACAAAAGAUAAAAGAGUGUUAAGUCAUGGGAAGAAAACUCUCUUCAGUGACACUGAAACAGAAUAUGGAUGUGAUGACAGAUCAUCCAUGGAAAAGGGACAACCACAAUCCACAAUGGUACUUAAUAAAAACAUUGCAAAAAAGGAUUAUGAAGUAGUUGUAGAUGGGAGAACCAGACUUCCACGAAAAGCAACAAAAACAAAAAAAAAUUACAAAGAUCUCUCAACUUCAGAAUCAGAAUCAGAGAGUGAAAAAGAGAUUUCAUAUUCUUUUAAAGAUAAACUGCCAACAAAGGAGGAGACUAUCCAUUCCAGAACCCAAACAAAGAAACUGCCCAAGAAACAACAGAAAGUCUUUAAUUCAGAAGUGCUGAAAGGACAGCUACCAGAAGAACAGAAAAACUCCCAUAAGCUGAGAGAUGGGAGAGAAGACAGUCUGUACCUGUCUUCUGCAUCUGUGUCUGGGAGCUCGUCAUCUGUGGAAGUGAUGAGAUGUACAGAGAAAAUAACAGAAAGGGAUUUUACUCAGGAUUAUGACUACAUCACAAAAUCUCUUUCACCUUAUCCAAAACCUGUGUCACCUGUGUCACCUUAUCCAAAAGCUGUGUCACCUGUGUCACCUUAUCCAAAAGCUGUGUCACCUGAAUUCUUGAAUGGAAACAACGGAGUUGUAGGUUGGGGGAAAUCACCCAGAAUUAGUGAGACCAGUGCAAUAUGUGUGAGAAAGAGUUGCUCACCUGCUUCAGGACUGCCCUUUUCGCCCAGACACACUCUGACCAAGAAUAAUUCUGUUGUGAAUACAAAAAAUGCAAAUUCAGUGAUAAAUAGUCAAAGAACCCAACAUUAUAACAGCUAUUCAGAUGUAAGCAGUAAUAGUUCAGAGAAACUUUAUAUGGAACCUGAAUCUCCAGAUAGCUGUGACAACUAUGUGCAAAGCAAGAAAGAGGAAAAUCAUGCAGCAUCUCCAUUAUCAUUGUCUAGUGAAAAAUUAGAGAAAAUGUGGUUUGACAUGCCCAGUGACAAUACUCAUGUAUCAGGUCCCAGUCAGCGUGGUAGCAAAAGGCGGAUGUACAUAGAAGAUGAGCUAAGUACUUCCAGUGAAGCAGAAGAGGCAGAAGAAAGGGAGCAUCUGCUUUCCAAAAAACGAUGUCAAAGGGGGAACUCUGAUCAGCACCCCUAUAAAACUUCAUUAUCGACAGCAGAUUUUUCUGUCCCUGAGGACUGGCAACAGGACUUACGAGGUGCUGAAAUGUUUACAUUGAAAUUGACUCAACAACAUCUGAUGGCAAUGAGCUAUCAAGCUCGGGGACACAGGGAUGAAAAUGUUGACAAAUUCCAAGUCACUCUCCUAGAUGAGCUGGAAAAGGUUGAAAAAGACUCACAGACUUUACGAGACUUGGAGAAAGAGCUUGUGGACAUUGAGGAAAAGUUAGUUCAGAAGAUGAAGGCAUACCACCGAAGUGAGCGAGAGAGGUUUCGUGUUUUGAAAACUUCACUGGAUAAAAGUUUUCUUGUCUAUAAUUCUGUUUAUGAAGAGACUGUUUUUACGUCUGAGAUGAGUUUGAUGAAAGCAAACAUGAAAAUGCUACAAGAAAAGCUCCUUAAGGAGAUGCAUGAAGAGGAACUUCUCAACAUACGCAGAGGACUAGAGUCAUUAUUCAAGGCUCAUGAAGGA